AUGCUGACGUCGGACCCAAGGCUGCCAUACAAAGUACUGAGUGUUCCUGAAAGUACACCUUUCACAGCAGUCUUAAAGUUUGCUGCAGAAGAAUUUAAAGUUCCUGCAGCAACAAGUGCAAUUAUUACCAAUGAUGGAAUAGGAAUAAAUCCUGCACAGACUGCUGGAAAUGUUUUUCUGAAGCAUGGUUCAGAACUGUGA
Messenger RNA from Octodon degus (degu), 201 nucleotides. RefSeq names its product ubiquitin-fold modifier 1. The record is from RefSeq and is a predicted model, not a curated record. Bases 1 to 201 code for a protein of 66 amino acids. Gene Ontology annotation, cellular component: nucleus; cytoplasm. Gene Ontology annotation, biological process: protein K69-linked ufmylation. The transcript has a single exon. Lineage: Eukaryota; Metazoa; Chordata; Mammalia; Rodentia; Octodontidae.